Molecule: messenger RNA, 3982 nt
Organism: Ectocarpus siliculosus
Lineage: Eukaryota; Phaeophyceae; Ectocarpales; Ectocarpaceae
Source: the annotation of a GenBank genome assembly
AUGGCAAGCAAGCGCCAUCAAAACGGAAGCAAUAACGGGGAGGGAAAGCGACCUAAGGGCAACGGCGACCAAAAGGACUCUCAGUCCCCACCACAUAUGGAUGACGACCUCAUGCGCUCUCUUCAGGAAGAAGACGAGAUGAGGACGGACGAGGACAUGAUGGAUGAGCCCCCGCCUGAGGCGGGAGGUGGUGAAACACAUGCCGCGAAAUGGGCUCGUCCUCAACUUCGGGCGUUCGAAGCCAAGGAGAAGGCUAUCACGUUCCAGUGGGUAGACAUCGAUAUGACCUCGGGGGACCCCGUCAAGAUCGACCCGGCAACUGGCAAGGCACCAAAACAGUCGUCUCCCGAGGAGGUCGUCCCCGUCAUUCGCUUGUACGGCGUUACCGAGGAGGGAAACAGCGUCUUCACUCACGUGCACGGGUUUGUGCCUUACUUCUACAUCCCCUGCCCCCCAAACUUUGAGGACCGCCACCGUGGAGCGUUACAGCAGGCGAUCAUAACUGCUCUUCGAGCCCGAAUUCGCGGAGACGAGAACCGCAUCAGGAGUCUAUGCCUGGGAGUUGGAUUCGCGAAGGAUAAGCAAUCUCUCCUGGGCUAUUCUUUUGGAAACACGCGCGACUUUCUGCAGAUCUAUCUUGCUAUGCCAAGCCUGCUGCCGAAGGUGAAAACACUGUUGGCGGACGGCAUCCAUGUCGAUGGCUACGGGCAGUUGUGCGCCAGCACAUCGUACGAGAGCAACGUGCCGUUUGUUCUUCGCUUCAUGGUGGACAAGGAAAUUCCAGGGGCUAGCUGGAUAGAGCUUCCCAAGGGAACGUACUCGAUACGAUCGGACUACAAGAAGCGCUCGCGCUGUCAGCUGGAGGUGGAUGUGUUCUUCAACCACAUGAAGAGCCAUCCAUGCAAGGGGGAGUGGAACAAGGUUGCGCCUUUGCGAAUUCUGUCGUUCGACAUCGAGUGUGCUGGACGCAAGGGGCACUUCCCAGAGGCCGACAAGGACCCCGUAAUCCAGAUCGCUAACGUCGUGAAGGUGCAAGGAAGCGACGACGUGGUCGCCAAGAAUGUCUUCACCCUCGGGGGUUGCACUCCUAUCGUCGGUGCUCACGUCAUCUCGAACGCAACCGAGGACGAGUUGCUGUGGGAGUGGAGCCAAUUUGUGAAGGUGGCUGACCCGGACAUCCUCACGGGCUACAACAUCCAGAACUUCGACGUUCCGUACCUUCUGAAUAGAGCCAAGGCUCUGUCGCGAAAGAGCAAGAAACUCGAGAAAUUCGGCGAGUGGGGGCGUCUGCGAGGGAAAAUGGCAACGAUGAAGGACACGACCUUUCAGAGCAGUGCGUACGGAAAACGCGAAAACGUGGAAACAAGCAUCGAUGGACGGGUGAUGUUCGAUAUGCUGCCCUACAUGUUCCGCAACCACAAGCUCAGCUCGUACAGUCUCAACAGCGUUUCCGCGGAGCUUUUAGGCCAGCAAAAAGAGGACGUCCACUACUCCAUCAUCUCUGAUCUGCAGAAUGGCUCAGACGAAGACCGUCGGCGGUUGGCGGUGUACUGCAUUAAGGAUGCACUGCUUCCCAUGAAGCUGAUGGAGAAGCUGAGCGUAAUGGUGAACUACAUCGAGAUGGCGAGGGUGACAGGCGUUCCUCUCAACUUCCUUCUCUCCAGGGGGCAACAAAUCAAGGUGUUCUCCAUGCUUUUACGGAAGACGAGGAGUGUUAACCUGCUGAUCCCGAAUCUGCCGAAGCAUGCUGUUGACCAAGAGACGUACGAAGGGGCGACGGUGAUCGAGCCCAAGAAGGCGUUCUACGAGGAGCCGAUUGCUACGCUGGAUUUCGCGUCCUUGUACCCAUCCAUCAUGCAGGCGUACAACCUGUGCUACUCCACCCUGGUUGCAGGCGAGGACAAGAACAAGCUCAAGCCGGACCAAUACCUCACGAGUCCGUCAGGGGACGUUUUUGUCAAGUCUGAGGUCACGAAGGGGUUGCUCCCGGCGAUUCUGGACGAGCUUUUGACGGCGCGGAAGCAGGCCAAGAGAGACAUGGCGGCAGCUACAGACCCUAUGGAGAAGGCUGUGCAGAACGGCAGACAGCUCGCGCUUAAGGUGUCGGCAAAUUCUGUGUACGGCUUCACCGGUGCUACCGUGGGGCAGCUACCCUGUCUACCCAUCGCAUCCAGCACAACGUCCUACGGGCGAGACUUGCUGUUCCGAACACGGAGCUACGUGGAAGAGACGUACACCGUCGCGAACGGUUACGACCACGACGCCGACGUGGUGUACGGAGACACCGACUCCGUCAUGGUCAAGUUUGGCUCCAAGACGGUGGCGGAGGCCAUGCCGCUUGCGGAGAAGGCUGCGGAGGAGGUGUCCAAGAUCUUUCCUCGACCUAUCAAGCUGGAGUUCGAGAAGGUUUACUGGCCAUACCUCCUGAUGAAUAAGAAGCGUUACGCGGGAUUGCUGUGGACGAAGGUGGACAAGUACGACAAGAUGGACACCAAGGGGCUCGAGACGGUCCGACGUGACAAUUGCUUGCUUGUCCGCAAGGUGGUCGACACUUGCCUCCGAAAGGUUUUGAUAGACAGGGACGUGCAGGGCGCCAUCACCUACUCGAAGCAGGUGAUCUCGGAGCUUCUCCAGAACAGGAUGGACAUUUCGCUUCUCGUCAUCACCAAGUCCCUGGGAAAGAGCGCGGACAGCGAAGGCUACACCGCCAAGCAGGCGCACGUGGAGCUUGCGAUGCGCAUGAAGAAGCGCGACCCAGGCACCGCUCCCAACGCGGCCAAGGGUGCUGCAGCGUACGAGCGAAGCGAGGACCCGGUCUACGUGCUCGAGAACAACUUGCCGAUCGACACCGAGUACUACCUCACUAACCAGCUCAGCAAGCCGCUCAGCCGUCUGUUUGAGCCCAUCAUCGACAACCCGUCCGCUCUUCUGCACGGGGAGCACACGCGAUCAAUCGUGAAGAAGACCCCAACAGCACGGGCGGGCGGUAUCAUGAUGUUCGCCGUGAAGAAGCUAAAGUGCAUGGGAUGUAAGGCACCUAUUAGCGAGAAGGAAAAAACUCUCUGCGCACACUGCAGGCCGAAGGAGGGCGACAUCUACUCGGCCAAAUUACGAGAGGUGAACGAGCAGCAACUGCUUUUCAGCCGAUUGUGGACCCAGUGCCAAGACUGCCAAGGCUCCUUCCACCAGGACGUCCUGUGCUCGAACAGGGAUUGUCCCAUCUUCUACAAGCGCAAGAAGGUUCAGAUUGACUUGAAGGAGGCCCAAGACCAGCUAGACCUCUUUGCGUGGUGAUAUAUAUGAGAGCGACCUGCUGCCUGUCAAUUUGCUUCCCAAACGCGUGCACCAAUGUAAAAUAGAUUUCUUGGGGAAGUAUGGAUCUGUUGUACUGCUGCUGCACCAAUACGCGCAAGGUACGAAGUGCCUGCCUGGUUUGCAGCUCUACUCUACUCCUGCCCUGUUCAUCGCCGUGGCUUUCAAAACCACUGGUAGAGAAGCCGUCAAAAGGUUGAGGUCUGGGUCCAGGCUCCGCCCAACUCCUUCCAAAACUGCGAUGGCGAUCAAAGUCCUGGCGAACUUGGACUCAAGCUUGACCUCAUGCUUCAAGCACAACCUGAAUAUUCUCCCCAGUAAAUCUCCGGCCUGCAUCUCCCCCAAGCGCAUCCCGCUCGACCUAGCUCUCUGCACCACUUCGUUCACCCCUUCGCAAAAGCCGUCCGGGUCCUGGCACCGCUGAUUUCGUGCCCUUUCAACCAUCAGCGAACCUGCCCGCUUUCCCUCGCCAACCACAAUAGCAUGGAAAAGGUCGCAGAAGUUUCGCCGAUCCUCCUCGUCGAGCUCGCAUACAAUACCCGCAUCUAGGAAGAUGAGUCGCUCUUCCCCGUUCUCUUCUCGUCGUUCCACCAUCAAGUUUCCGGGGUGAAGAUCGCCGUGCACGAAAUUGUUGAGAAACGCCAUCUUGAGAAACGCUUGGAGGCCCAUA